AAACAUUUCUCAACAUUCCUCUCUCUCUAAAGUCUAACCUCCUCCCUUUCUCUCUCUAGGGUUUUGCUAGGGUUUUCCAUUUCCGCUUGAGGAAAAAAUGGAUAGAUACCAAAAGGUGGAGAAGCCGAAACCUGAGUCUCCGGUGAAUGAAAAUGAGAUCCGUAUCACUUCUCAGGGCCUGGUUCGUAACUACAUCAGCUAUGCCACCACCCUCCUUCAGGAGCGACAAGUAGGAGAAAUUGUCUUAAAAGCAAUGGGGCAGGCGAUAAACAAGAGUGUGGCAAUUGCAGAGAUCAUAAAGAGAAGAAUUCCUCGACUGCAUCAGGAGACUGACAUCAGUUCAGUAAGCAUAACCGAUACUUUUGAACCCAUUGAAGAGGGCCUUCAGACUGUGGAGCAGACUCGUCAUGUCUCAAUGAUUUCAAUUACCCUUUCGACUAAUGAGCUUAACAAGAAUUCUCCUGGGUAUCAAGCUCCUUCUAAUGCAGAGCAAAAUAAACAGCAAUAUAACUAUCAGCCUCAGCAACAACAGAACUAUAACUACCAGCAACAGCAACCUCCUAGACAAGCACGUAUGGUUUACAAUAAUAAUGACAAUGGAGAUACGUAUGGACGAGGAAGAGGUCGUGGCAGGGGGAGGGGGCGAGGUUGGAACAGGGGUGGAUAUGCAAAUUACCAAGAUAAUGGUGGCUAUCAAGGUGGGUAUUCCGGUGGCUAUCAAGGUGGGUAUUCCGGAGAUCGAGGUGGGUAUUCCGGUGGCAAUCGAGGUGGGUAUUCCGGUGGCAAUCGAGGUGGAUAUUCCGGUGGCAAUCAAGGUGGAUAUUCUGGCGGCAAUCAAGGUGGGUAUUCCAGCGGCAAUCAAGGUGGGUAUUCCGGCGGCAAUCUAGGUGGGUAUUCCGGCGGCAAUCGAGGUGUGUAUUCCGGUGGCAAUCGAGGUGGAUAUUCAAGUGGCAAUCGAGGUGGAUAUUACGGUGGCAAUCAAGGUGGAUAUUACGGUGGCAAUCAAGGUGGAUAUUACGGUGGCAAUCAAGGUGGUUAUUCCGAUGGUUAUGCAGGUGAAUAUUCUGGUGGCAACAGUGGUGGAUAUCAAAACCGAGGUGGUGGGCGUGGAGGUUGGGGUUAUCGUGGUGAUGGAUACGGAAGAGGCAGAGGUGGUGGUGGCAGAGGCUUUGGGUACGGCUAUGGGAGAGGACGUGGAAGGGUGGGUGGGCCCCCUAGGGUUGGUGGUGGUGGUGGUAACCAAGAAGAAUAGUUGUGAGUUGUUGGUUUUUGUUUGCUCUUCUAAUUGGCUUGGCUUUUAUUUUAGUUGUUACUAUGUUGGAAAGUUGGUUUACGAUCUAUCUCAAUGAGUUGUGGCUUUGUUUUCUCGUAUUUGAUCUCAAGAAACUGCGCUCUCGAAUCGGCUUCUUGAGUUUGGUUGUACAAUGUUGAAAGUUGGGUUUUACAAUUCAUGAGUUUGUAGAUUAUUAAUCAAGUGUUGUUAGCAGCAGCAGCUAAUCUGUUUUUUUUUUUUUUUUGUAUAUUAUGUUUGUUUUAUUGAGCCAAAAGAGCAACCAAACCAAUUUCUCAUAUAAAUAAUUCUUUCUUUUGUAU
Messenger RNA from Erythranthe guttata (spotted monkey flower), 1593 nucleotides. RefSeq lists its product as uncharacterized. Lineage: Eukaryota; Viridiplantae; Streptophyta; Magnoliopsida; Lamiales; Phrymaceae. Gene Ontology annotation, molecular function: RNA binding. The record is from RefSeq and is a predicted model, not a curated record.